CCCUCAUUUCGGUAUCUGGAUGACAUUAAAGGCUUAAUGAGGGGCCGAAGGGCUAUUCAGGUCAAGGUCACCACAGCAAGGUCAAGAUGGACACCUCUACUGAGGAAGUUGUAGGAAUCCCUGAUGCUAAUAUCCAGAAAUAUAGAGAGAAAUUUGAGUCAGAUCCGAAGAACCUAUUGGCACAAAACGUUUGCACUAGACAUGAUCCUUUUGAAGCUGCUCUGAAGCGAAACAAACUUACUGAACUGAGCAAUGUGUUUAGUCAUAAGAUUUCAUUGGAAGGCAAACCUGUGACAAAUCAAAAAGCCUCUGGCAGAUGUUGGAUCUUUGCACUGUUCAACUGCAUGAGGGUGCCAUUCCUUAAGGAAUACAAUAUAGAAGAGUUUGAAUUUAGUCAAACCCACAUUUUCUUCUGGGACAAGGUAAAUGAACUGUUCCAGGCCCAGCUUAUUGCCCAGUCCAUUGGUCAAGCCUUCCAGGUGGCUUACUUGGAAUUCCUGAAAGCCAAUGGUAUUGAUGACCCAGGCCUCCUGAAGGAGAUGGACUACCAAGAUGUCCUGAACCAGCAAGAAAUAUAUGGAGAGGAACUAGCCAUGUUUACUAAUAGAGACAAACAGAAGGAGGUCAUUGUUCCAAAACUGAAGAGUGAAAUCCUGGGUAUAGUGAUAGUGGAGUCAGGCUGGGGAUCUAUGGUGCCCACCGUGGUGAUAGCCAACAUGGCUGCCAACGGCCCUGCAGCCAGAUGUGGACAACUUAAUAUUGGAGACCAGAUCAUAUCCAUCAAUGGUGUCAGCUUAGUGGGAUUACCUUUGUCAUCUUGUCAGAAUUAUAUUAAGGCAUUAAAAUCACAGACAGUGGUCAAACUGACUGUAGUAUCCUGUCCACCAGUGGUGGAAGUGAGAAUUAAAAGACCUGAUGUCAAGUACCAGCUGGGGUUCAGUGUCCAAAAUGGAGUUAUCUGCAGUUUGCUCCGGGGUGGCAUAGCUGAGCGGGGAGGAGUUCGAGUUGGCCAUCGUAUCAUAGAAAUCAAUGGAGAGAGUGUGGUAGCUGUGCCACAUGAGAAGAUUGUCACUCUGCUGGCAAAUGCUAUAGGAGAGCUUCACAUGAAAACCAUGCCAACAGCAAUCUAUAGAUUGCUUACUGGACAAGAAAUCCCUCACUACAUAUGAGCUUAGUGCAAAGCCUGAAAGACAAGGCAGCAUCACAUUGGGACAUACUGUGUAAUAGGAAGAAUAGUUCAACGGAUGUGAACUCGUGUUGUAAAACAGGGCCAUUGCUGUGUUCUUAUGGUGUACUCAACGGGGACGCUUUGUACAAGUUGUGAGAGAGCCAUAGGUGCUCUUAAAUGAUUUAUCCAUAGAGAUAAACAUGUAUAUAUCACCACAUUGAGAAUAUAGUAUUCUUGCCACCCAGUUUUAUAUCUACGCUAAUGAAGCUGACAGUACAGCACCUUUUCUUAAUGGGCCUGGACUGCCUUGCCAGAAUGUGUUCAAUCACCGUCUGCAAUCACAUUGCCUUUAUCCACUGCAGUGCAUGAAGCAGUAAGGCUCCUUGAACUACAAUCAGACCCUACUUCAACUCCUAAAUGCCAAGGACUAAGUGAAGAGACUGAAGGGUCCAUUUUUCCCCCCAGCCCCCUACCACCAACUUAAGAGCGGAGAACUGUACUCCCUAAGUAUAUUGUUGAAUCAUCUACCUUGUCAUAUUUACAAUAGCUCAUGCUAUACAAGUGUUUGUUGUUUAUUCAGUGACAGUUAACGACAAUAACUGGACCUGAAAAGAAUAUUUUACCUGCUUUUUAGCACCAUACUGUAAUAGCCGUCUCAUUCAUGACUUACCCAAGGCAGAGGUGAACUCCAGUACUUCGGUAGAGCUUGGCAGAAAAUUUGGUAGUCACAGGGUAGAACUCUGCAUGGAGAAGGAACUUCCAAGAUCACACAUGAACUCAUUCCGACUAGAAUCUGGUGAAACAGAUUAAAAGUGGCCUGUGCACUUACAUAUGGAGAAAAGCUGAAAAAAUUGCUUACAAUCAUUGCUUCCAUAAUACUUGUAGUUAUAUGGAUUCAUUUUAUUCAGUGUAUUGGUGCUGAAAGAUGAUACAUGUGGCAAAGCUGAAAUUAUUAAAGUAAGAAAUAUAUGCUCUCUAAAUUGUAACAUGUAGUAAUUAUGUUGGUCUUUGUAUUCACUUCAGUAUACUACAUGUACUUCAAAAAAGGUGAAGAGUAGUACAUGAGAAUGUAUUUUAGGUUAAAUGUCUGAGAAAAGGAAAGAUGGAUGUUUAGGUAUUUAUUGCUUUUUUAUGAAGCCUCAAGAAUUUAAUAUUCUUUAAAAAAAGGUUUGUACACAAAGUAAAGAAGGCUUUUGAGUCUUAACUGACUUUUUUGUCAAACAUUGUAAUGCCAAUAUGUGGAAAAUUAGUUUAAAUUUGUACCUUUUCGGAGACAAGGUAAACUUUUAAGGUACUUUUCAUAAUAUUAUAAGUAAGAAGAAAUUGAAAUCAUUUAAGGUAAAUGAUGUGUAUUAACAAAUUUACUUUGUUCCAACCAGUAUUGAUAUGUGGUCUUAACAAUUUAUGGAGUAGUAUGCCCUAUGGAGAUGUUGUAGUUAUGUUAUUGCUGUUGUUAGUGGCAUAUGUGCAUUUCCCAAAUAUAUCUCUGAUUACCCAUCAUUUUCUUUGAUAUAGUGAAUGUUACAUUGUUCUUUUUGGGCUUACUGUGGCCCUGUUUAAAUUAAUUUCAUGAUAAAUAAAA
Messenger RNA from Lingula anatina, 2750 nucleotides. RefSeq lists its product as uncharacterized. Gene Ontology annotation, molecular function: protein binding. Gene Ontology annotation, cellular component: plasma membrane; cytoplasm; dendritic spine. Gene Ontology annotation, biological process: chemical synaptic transmission. The record is from RefSeq and is a predicted model, not a curated record. Lineage: Eukaryota; Metazoa; Brachiopoda; Lingulata; Lingulida; Lingulidae.